Capra hircus (goat) is the source of this 1858-nucleotide messenger RNA. It is a transcript of the gene NCR3LG1, whose product is annotated as natural killer cell cytotoxicity receptor 3 ligand 1. NCBI's taxonomy places the organism in Eukaryota, Metazoa, Chordata, Mammalia, Artiodactyla, Bovidae. Gene Ontology annotation, cellular component: external side of plasma membrane. The transcript has 5 exons. Gene Ontology annotation, biological process: T cell costimulation; cell surface receptor signaling pathway; negative regulation of T cell proliferation. The coding region runs from base 202 to 1419 and encodes 405 amino acids. The record is from RefSeq and is a predicted model, not a curated record.
CCAAGACGACAUCGCAGAGUUCUGCAGAAGGGUCCCAGAGACCUAAGGAGGUGAACGUGCGCCCUUAGUUAAAUACGCCUGUAGUUCGGUCUGGACGCGAGAGAAUACACUUUCCACCCACUUCUUAGGCACUGCUCACUCUUAAGAGGAAAAAGGAACAAAGAGGAAGUUCGAGGCCGCCGGUAAAGCUAGGCUACUGCAAUGUCGAAGAGGGCUGCUGGACGCGUGCGGUGGGGCUCCGUGUGGCUGCUCUGGGUUCGGAUGUCGGUGUUGGUGCUGGAGCGCUUCCAGCUCAUCGCAGGUUUACUGCAAGUGGAGAUGGCAGAGAGGACUCAGAUGGUUUUCUUGAAUGAAAAUGUGACUAUCUUUUGCAAGAUCGCUGGUUCAGCACAGCUGGACAUCAAAAGUAUGGGUAUCACCUGGUUUCAGAAGACUCAAAAGUCUGAAACCUACACCAAACUGUUUGAGUAUUUCGGGAACCACAGGGAGGCAUCCCAACGUGGAGCCUGUGUGUCUCUACGGAGUCUGGAGAUGGGAGACGCCUCACUGCAGCUGCCUGGUGUCCGGCUGGAGGAUGCAGGGGAGUACCGCUGUGAGCUGGUGGUUACUCCUCAGAAGGCUCAGGGGACUGUCUGGCUGGAGGUUGUAGCUCAGCCAGUCAGCAACUUGUCUGAACAAGUCAUGGUGAAAGAUAGCGGGGACAAACAUAUUUUAUGUACAUCAAGUGGGUUCUACCCAGAGCAUAUUAACAUCACGUGGAAAAAGUGGACCCAGAAUGAUCCCCACUUCCGGGAAUUUUCUAAGAACAUCACCACUGACCACAUGGUCAAGAAUGAGGAUGGUACAUUUAAUAUCACUAGCCACCUGAGGCUGAAGCCAUCUCUGGAAGACAAUGGGACCAUCUAUCAGUGUGUGGUAUGGCAUGUAUCCUUGCCCACAAUCCAGAGUUUCAACUUCCGCUUGAUUCUACAUCCAGAAUCUGAGAAGAAAACUGACUGGUUCUAUAUCAGAAUGGGUGUAUUAAUCAUUGGACUGAUCAUAUUAAUCAUUGCAUACUUUUUUAAUGUUUUUUUCUUAAGAAAAGGUCAGGAAAAAUGCUGGAAAUGGUGCCUGCAGAAGGAUGAGGAGAGAGGGUCUGUGCUCGUGUUGUCCAGCUCUAUAGACUGCCAGGCUCCUCUGUCCAUGGAAUUUUCCAAGCAAGAACACUGGAAUGGGUUGCCAUUUCCUUCUCCAGGGGCUCUUCCCAACUCAGAGAUCGAACCCAAGUCUCCUGCAUUCCAGGUGGAUUCUUUACUGCUUGAGCCACUGGGGAAGCUGGAGAAUGAGAGACACUGUAAUCAGAGACUUCUGGAGGAUAAGAGACCCUCGAAGCUGGAACUGGAUCAGAUGACCGCUUCCUCAGUGCAUCAGCAAAUCUAGCUAAGAUCAUCAGUGCCAACAGAACUGACUCUUGAGUGCAUGAGACUUAUUUUUCAAAGCCACUUGAAAAAUAAAGCAAUAGAAUGACUUGUUAUACAGCAAAAGCUGACUGAUACAUUUCUUCUGGAAGCUGGAUUUUGACCUAAACGUGUAGUUGCCAUGGAGAUGUGCUGCUGAGACUCCCUUCAAGAGAGAGCCUGCUAUGAAGAGGGUACUUAGCCACCAUGUUCCAGCUAUGGCAUCUCAGGCAUCUGCUAUAGUUUUCAAGCUUACUUGAAAGCAAUGCUCUCCCUCACUUAUCCCUUCUUCCUCCCUUCACAGAUAGUGGACCUGUGUCAAAGUUUCAGUCAGAACUGUAUUUAUUUCCCUCUGAUUUCAGUUCAGUUCAGUUCAGUCGCUCAGUCAUGUCCGACUCUUUGCAACCCCAUGAAUCGCAGCA